GCCUGAGGACUGUAGGAAGUACGCGAGCCGCGGUUCAGCCCUGACGACCGAGCACGCAUGCGCGAGAGCUGGGCGGCCCGCGCUGUGCGUGUGACGUCACGGAUGCGCCUGUGUCAACUCUUCCUAGUUUUGUUAGUAGCGUGCGGCAAGCUGUCAACUCCCUGGCUGAAGCUGGUGAUGCUGAACUGAUAUGCCACUUGAAUUAAUAAAAGAAGUCAGUGGGGUGCCCGAGGUUCAGCUGCUGAGUAAAUUCCACGAAGUAGAUUUCAGAUUCCUACAGCUUGGUUGUGAUUGUAGCAAGAAAUAUAUCCAGGGAAAACCAACUUUUUAACUUGGAAAUGGCACAGCUGUUUUAAAGAUUGGACUACAAGAAUUUCAAAGCUGUUCAUGUGCAGUUUUAGGCUCCAAAUAAGCAAAAACAAUCUUGAAAAAGAAUAACAUCUGAAGACUCAUGUUUCCCGGCUUCAAAACAUACUGCAUAGCUGAAGUAAUCUUGACUAUGUGAAGGAGAGAUAUGCAGACCAUUGGAAUGGAACUGAGUCAAGAAAGAAACACGACACCAUUGCAGUGGCUAGAUUUGUUUCACCAGCAUCCUCAUGUAUGAGAAGAGAUGGUAAAUGUGGCAUAUUUUUAAAAACACUUGAAGACUACAAAUCAGCUGUCUAUGUUUAUACUAAACCUCUUAGAGAUUUUUCUACAGAAUCAAUGUCUUUGAUUCCAGCAACACAUUAUAUAUAUACACCCCUGAAUCAGCUUAAAGGUGGUACAAUUGUCAAUGUCUAUGGUGUCGUGAAGUUCUUUAAGCCUCCAUAUCUAAGCAAAGGAACUGAUUAUUGUUCUGUUGUUACGAUUGUGGACCAAACAAAUGUAAAGUUGACCUGCCUGCUCUUUAGUGGAAACUAUGAAGCCCUUCCAAAAAUUUAUAAAAUUGGAGAUAUUGUUCGCUUUCAUAGACUGAAGAUUCAAGAAUAUAAAAAGGAAACUCAAGGUAUCACCAGCUCUGGCUUUGCAUCGUUGACCUUUGAGGGAACUCUGGGCGCCCCUGUCAUACCUCGUACUUCAAGCAAGUAUUUCAACUUCAGUACUAAGGACCACAAAAUGGUAGAAGCCUUACGUGUUUGGGCAUCUUCUCAUCUUUCACCUUCCUCAGCCUUAUUAAAAUUAUGUGAUGUUCAACCAAUGCAGUAUUUUGACCUGACUUGUCAGCUUUUGGGCAAGGCAGAAGUCGAUGGAGCAUCAUUUCUUCUAAAGGUGUGGGAUGGCAAUAGGACACCCUUCCCAUCUUGGAGAGUCCUGAUACAAGAUCUUGUUCUCGAAGGUGAUAUAAGUCACAUCCAUCGGCUACAGAAUCUGACAAUAGACAUUUUAGUCUAUGAUAACCAUGUUCAAGUGGCAAGAUCUCUAAAGAUUGGAAGCUUUCUUAGAAUCUAUAGUCUCCAUACCAAACUACAGUCAGUGCAUUCAGAGAGCCAGGCAACAUUGCUGUGUCUAGAGUUUCAUCUCCAUGGAGGUACCAGUUAUGGCCGGGGAAUCACGGUCUUGCCGGAGAGUAACUCUGAUGUGGAUCAGCUGAAAAAGGCUCUAGAAUCUGCAGAUUUGACCAGUCAACAUUCAGAUCGUUUCUGUCAGUCAGAACAUGAGGACAGUUUUCCAACUCCUUCAACUAUGGUGAAUGGGAUUGAUCUUAGAAGAUCUUACUCAGGUUCUGGAUCAGUAUCACUGUAUGAGGUAGAAAGAUGUCAACAGCUGUCUGCUACAAUACUUACAGAUCAUCAGUAUUUGGAGAAAACACCACUGUGUGCAAUUUUGAAACAAAAAACUCCUAAACAAUAUCGCAUCCGAGCAAAAUUGAGAUCUUAUAAGCCCAAAAGUCUCUAUCAGUCUGUUAAACUUCAUUGUCCUAAAUGUCAUUCACUGCAGGAAGUGCCACAGGAAGGCAAUUUGGAUAUAAUUUUGAAAGAAAAUGCAACUAAAACCCCAGAUACCAAACUACAUAAUACAUUAUUAUAUGAUUCAAAAAUUUGGACCACAGAAGAACAAGGAGGACGAAAAGUAGCUGUUCAUUUUGUGAAACAUAAUGGUAUUCUUCCACUUUCAAAUGAGUGUCUAAUUUUGAUAGAAGGAGGUACACUCUCUGAAAUCUAUAAACUCGCAAAUAAGUUUCAUAGUGUAAUUCCGGUGAAAUCUGGCCAGGAAGAUCUAGAACUCCUAGACCUUUCAGCACCAUUCCUGAUACAAGGAAAGAUACUUCACUAUGGAUGUAAACAGUGUUCUAGUUUGAGAUCAAUACAAAAUCUAAAUUCUCUGGUUGAUAAAAUAUCCUGGAUUCCUUCUUCUGUGGCAGAAGUAUUGGGUAUUGUGCCCCUCCAAUAUGUGUUUGUCAUGACAUUUACUCUUGAUGAUGGAACAGGAGUGUUGGAAGCUUAUCUUAUGGAUACUGACAAAUUCUUUCAGAUUCCAGCAUCAGAAAUUCUAGCUGAUGAUGACUUCCAGAGAAGUAUGGAAAUGAUCAUGGAUAUGUUUUGUCCUCCAGGAAGAAAAAUUGAUGCAUAUCCAUGGUUGGAAUGCUUCCUCAAGUCAUAUAAUGUCACAAAUGGGACAGAGCAGCAAGUUUGCUAUCAGAUUUUUGACACCACAGUUGGAGAAGAUGUUAUCUAAUAAUGUUCCUAUUGCUCGAAAUACUCAGCAUAAUGGCUUUCAGCAGUACAAAAGAGAAAUUAAAUAAAUGAAUAUUUUUUCAUUUACUCUUUAAAGUCCUUUUAGAGAAGUUAUUUUAUUACCAUACACUAAAAAUUGCUUUUCCCAUUGGUUUUUGUGUAUCAGCCACUGAUUUCUCUGCCAUCCAUCUCUUUGGCUAUGCUUCUUUUUCUGUCCUGAUUUCCACAUGGACCUACAGUUAGAAAAUGAUCCUUUCUUAAAUCAUUCAGGCUUUUGCGGGUGCAAUGUAAAUAGUGACUGUUAGUUUUGUUGUAUUAGAGGAGUCUUUGUCAACAAGUUGUUCUUUAAAAAGUAUUUGUCUAAAUGAGCUCCAGUGUACUGGAAGAGUGAUUUGCUUUCAGUUUAAGUGGUAGAUUGCACUGUUUGGGUGCUGAUAUUGACCAUUUCAAGUUUGUUUCUUCAGACUUGAAUCAUGUACCUUGAUUAUUUUUCUAUGUUGGUGGUUAUUUCAUUCCUCUUCAAUAAAGUAGUCAUAUCUGUGACAAUAGUCAUAAAUAAAAUAUACCUAUUGUACAAUUGCAUAAGAUAGUACAGUUCAAUAUAAUGGUCUGCUUUUCACCUGACAAUGUUUGUAAAAUUUUCAAUCAUGAGUAUUCAAUUUCAAUAUAAAUAUAUUUGUAUAUAUGUGAUUUGUGUAUGUUAUUUAUUGAACACUGAGAAAUAUAGAUCUCCCUGGGUCAGUAUUAUUGAGGAAUAAAUAAAUGCAUACAUUUCAGCUA
Messenger RNA from Oryctolagus cuniculus (rabbit), 3437 nucleotides. NCBI's taxonomy places the organism in Eukaryota, Metazoa, Chordata, Mammalia, Lagomorpha, Leporidae. The record is from RefSeq and is a predicted model, not a curated record.